This is a messenger RNA of Nanorana parkeri, 4412 nucleotides long. RefSeq names its product HMG-box containing 3 (gene HMGXB3). The transcript is spliced from 22 exons. The record is from RefSeq and is a predicted model, not a curated record. Bases 179 to 4192 code for a protein of 1337 amino acids. Lineage: Eukaryota; Metazoa; Chordata; Amphibia; Anura; Dicroglossidae.
GCCUUGCCAUCCUCUACCUCAGGACACACGUGGCUAAAAGGCAGCAGCUAAUUGGCACUCGGCCUUUCAUUCCCCGCUCCUAUUGGUCGCUCCGCCCUAGCAGCCAGGCCGCCAUCUUGGAGAGGGCAUGGAGGAGAGGGGGUGACUUUCUCACCGGCGCUCGGCUUGGCCUGCAGACAUGGAUGACCCCUUUGAUGGCACGGAGGUUACAGUGGUGUCUGAGGAAAUUGAAGGAAACUAUGUGCCUGCUAAGCCACCUGUUAAAAAGAAGAAAUACAGAGGAUGCACUGAGCAGAGGGAUUCCAUGAAGAAACCCAGGUCAGCCUAUUUGCUCUACUACUAUGAUAUCUACCUCAAAGUCCAGCAAGAGGUGCCUCACCUGCCCCAAUCGGAAAUCAACAAGAAGAUCAGUGAGAGCUGGAAACUGCUGAGUGUGGCCGAGAAGAGCUAUUACCUGGAGCGAGCCAAGCUAGAGAAGGAGGGCCUGGACCCUAACAUUAAAUCCGGCCCGUCCACUGUGAUUUCUGAUGUCCCUGGCUUUAGAAAGAUCCUUCCCCGUUCAGAAUACAUCCUGGUGCCUAAACCUGCUGCAGAAGAAGAUGUAAGCCUAAACUAUCAUAGGGAAACUGCAGUCCUGGCUCCUUCAGCUGCUUUGUCCCACAGUGGAGGGCAGAAUGUCUGUACUUUGGAAGCAGGCCUUUCUGAACAACUCAUCGAUCUAGAGGGACUUGCCAAUGAAGGAGCAAAUGCAGUGCGAGAAGUCAUUGCUGGUGGGAUGUACUCCCAUUGUGCUGGGACAGAUAAAGUUGCAGGGGAGCUCAUCCUAGAUGAUGCUACUUUGGAGAUUGGAGAAACAAACACUUAUCCAGCCACUAGCAUGGUCAUUGAGGAAGAUGGAGGCCUUGCAGUGGCAAGGUCAGACUUACAUAGAGGAAUGUCUGUUGUCACAGUUAUGGCCAUCCAGGACACGGAGGAUAACUCUACUCCAUCUGCCCCCUCCCAGUUUAUUAUGUUGCCUAUGACCAAUCGCUCCGUUACAGAGACCUCUCGCUCUAUUAAACUGGCUACCACGUACACCAGAAGAGGGCGAGGCAGCUGCACAAACCCCACAUGCACUUUUAGCUAUGUAACAAGGCAUAAACCUCCUGUUUGUCCCCUCUGCAAUAAGUUCCUUGGUGGAAAAUGGAUUCCCAAGGAGGAUGGACAUCCUUUCCUCAACUCUGCUGUUGCAAUUUUUUUCUCCUUUGUUUUUUCUUUAAUCAAGACUCUUCUCUACACCACUGCUGGAGGUUUCCACUCAAAUAUGCAGCUAUCUGGCAUAGUCAUCCUCAGCCUGACUUUUGGAACGUACCACAUCUGGACUCUGCUGGACUGGAUCUUUCCAGGUCUACAGCCACUGGCAUUGCCUCUGAGCUUGUCUCUAAAGACUCACUCAACUAAACAGCCAAAAGAAAAACCCAACAUCACUGUUCGGACAACAAACACUACAAACACUCAGGAUCAGUCCACCACUGUUAGGGAGUCCAAGGCGUUUGAGAAGGAGAAUUCGGAAGCGGUCAGCCAGCUCCUGCAAUCUUCCCAGCCUGCCCACACUGAAGACUGGGAGGAGGUAAUCAUUUCCGAUGCCCACUUUGAGCCCAAUCAGCCUCAGGAAAAACCAACAGAGAAGCAGAAAGAGAAGUCUACAAAGUCAGCUGAGCAGGAUGUCACCAAAACUGACAAACCACCUCCAGCUGGGAGCACCAAAGCUGUGCCACAAGCCUCUGUUUCCAAGACAAGUUCAUCUUCUGCUUCAUCAUUAAACAAACCACCGGAAGCAAAGAGUUUCUCCAAACCCCUUGCAAUUGCUAGGCCAAUAAGAGCCAUACUCCCAGCUCCUACCAAUUCAAAUAGAAGCAUCACUGUGGAGUGCACUGGCAACACUCUGACCUUCAUAAAACCAGAGACAUACAACAAUGUCACAUCAGUCGGCCUGAAAGCCAGUACAUUAAAACAACUCGGUCAAGCAGUUUUGCAGCAGCCAAUACCACAGGAGAUCACGGUACGGGCUGACCUCCCUGCACCCUUGUCACAGCCAGAGCAUAAAGUUGUGACUGAUCCCUUCCCCUCAUACAAGUACAACUGCCCUGUGGCACUGGACCUUGGUCUGGCAACACAGAGAGGGAGAGGGAAGUGUAAAAAUCCCUUCUGCGACUUCGUAUACACCAACAGGCAUAAGCCGAAAGUCUGCCCGAACUGUGGCAUCAAUCUCAAAGAUAAAGUAGAAAAAGGACCCAAACUUCUGGAGGCAGCCAUCACUAUCGCUACUGCCAUGAGUAUGCGAGAGCCUCUUACACAAUCACAGAAGGAGAUCCAACGACACUCUACUCUCCAGCUAAUUCGUAAAACCGUACAAAUCCCUGAGAAUGAAUGUGAGCUGUCCGACACAUUUGCUCUCAUCCAAGAGCUUAAUAGUUCUCCUUUGGUUUUAUCUAAUGUCCAUGAUGGUACCGUGACCAUAGAACAAACCUCCUGGGCCAGCAUCUAUGAGUCUCCAGCUGACAGGUGUCUGCUCUGUGGUACCAAGCUAUUUAAAGGCGACAAAAAUUCAAUGGCCGGUCCUCAGGAUUGCUGGCUUUUAACAGCUAAUCGCCUACAGCUGAUGACCGCUCAGGUCAAGGUGUGUCUAAACUCUCAAUGUUUGGCAAUACACAGCUUUAAUGACAUCUAUACGGGACUUUUCAACGUGGGGAACAAACUGCUUGUGAGUUUAGAUCUCCUUUUCUCUAUUCGCAACCAACUUAAGUUGGGAGAAGACCCCAAAGCCUCCAUAAGCAACAUUGUGGAUUCAGUACAGGGACAAACAGAAAAGAUGCUGAGCCCGGAGGAGCUGGUGGUGGUCCAGGAUUUGCUGAGCUGUGGAUACUGGGCGUUUGAGUGUCUCACUCUUCGGGACUAUAACGAUAUGAUUUGCGGUGUGUGCGGGGUAGCCCCAAAAGUGGAGAUAGCACAACGGAAUGUGGAAAGCACCUUAACACUGACCAACAUUGAGUUUACCUGGCCUGAGUUUCUCACCACCAAUGAGGUUAGCAUGGAGGAUUUCUGGUCCACCCUGGAAACAGAAGUGUUGGAGCAGGCUGCCUUCCCUUCCAGCAUCCCCAUCACCAAGUUUGAUGCCUCCAUCAUCUCUCCAUUUUUCCCACCUCUCAUGCGUGGCCCUCUAGUAGUGAACAGUGAGAGCUACAAGAACCUGGAAAUAGAAAAGGUUGCAGGUAACGGGAGUGCUUUGGCCAAACUCCUCCAUGAUGGCACCCUGAAGCUUGAUGACCUAAACAUGCUGAGCACUGAACAGCUGCGGAGGAUGCUGACACUUUGUGGCAUUUCUUGGAAUGUUACAGACGCAAAGGACAGCAUGUGUUAUUCCAUCCUGGCCCUUUCAGAAUUUGUACAGAAUGGGACACAGGUCAAGCAGCCUCCGUCUAAUUUAACUGGAGGGAAGGUGUACAAAAUCUGCCCCCAUCAGGUGGUUUGCGGCUCAAAGUACAUUGUGCGUGGGGAGAGUCCUCGGGAUCAUGUUGACCUUUUGGCCUCUUCACGGCAUUGGCCCCCUGUGUACGUAGUGGACAUGGCCACACAGGUGGCUCUGUGUGCCGAUCUAUUAUACCCAAACCUGGCGCAGCAGAUGUGGGGAAAAAAUCAAGGAUGCUUCUCUGAUCCGUCAGAGUCUCCAAAGUAUGUUUCUUGUCCAGAGCUCCUCGACAUACAUUUUAACAUGGACAUGAUGGGCAAUGAGCCCUCUAUUCAGCAUCCCAUGACCAAGUCGUCCUCCCGGAGAAUUGUCCAUGGCAUGGCAGAACAGAACAGAUCCUGUGACCCAACGUCUCGCCACCAUUCUCUGUCUCUUUGUCGUGAGCUGGAGCCAUACAGCGCCAUCAUCACAGCCAUUGGUGACAGCAAGACAAGCAACAUCCGCCACCACUCCAUAAACUUUGAGAACGCCACACACUAUUACCUUUACAACAGGUUAAUUGAUUUUCUCACCAGCCGUGAAAUUGUGAACAGGCAGAUUCAUGACAUUGUGCAGACUUGUCAGCCUGGGGAGGUGGUGAUCAGAGACACUCUGUACCGGCUUGGUGUGGCACAGAUCAAGACAGAACUUGGGGACAGCGAGUUGGAGGAGGACAUUACAGUAGAGCAGACAAGCUCUACAUAAUCCUACCUGUCAAUAGUAUUUUGCACUACAGGGUUUCCAAACAUUUCCUGAUGGACAGAUGGAGACAAUCAGCUCUCCUAAUGAGCAUGCCUCUGUUUCACUGCACGUACAUUAUGGAACAUGUGAACCGAUGUCUUAACGAGUUGGUUGCCAAAGUUAUGAUGUGAAACUGCCUUUAUGGUGAGAAUUGAAGGCGAAAUGCACUUUUUUUUGUGCUCUG